GACACUAGUGAGUGGUUUUAUUAUUAUUAUUGUAGGAUUUAUUUGCAAAGAAGUUGAUGUUGAGGUAGAUGUUCCAGAAUUAAUAUGCGACCAAAAUAUUGGCGAAGAAAACUCUGAUUACUCCAAAAUUAGGUAAAACUUUGUUUUAAUUAUUUCAUUUCUAUUUAUAUAUUUUUUUAGAAUUGGAGAUUAUAAAGAUAAUAUUAAUGAUGAAAAUGUGCAGUACUUAUUUGAUGUAAACUAUAAAAGAAUUGGAAAAAAUUGUAGAAAUUAUCAACGAUGUACAUUAAUGAUUUGGAAAUCUAUAAGAGAGUUUCAGAAGUAUUUGCAGAGCUAUAAUAUUCAAGACGGAACGAUUCAGUUCAAAAAUGAAAUGCUCAUACCUGGAAUAAAAUACAUUCUGAACAUAUCGGUUAUUAAAGAUGGAAACGUAAUAGGCACAAACAAUUACAAUUUAGAUUAUGUUGACCAAAAUACAAUUAAAUCAGAAAUUACCAGCAACAAAGAAAACAACAUUGUAGAUUUAAAAAUAUUGGCAACUGACACAACUUACUCCUUUAAUACUUAUUAUAUUAAUGCGCAAAUUAUAACGUGUUCGAAUAUUUCUGGGUACUACUUCAGUUGGAUGUUGUCUAAUGAAACAGUUUCUAAUUGCAAAAGUAAUUUUCUAACAGUGCCUCCAUACACUUUUGAACCUUUGGAAAAUUACGAAUUAAAUUGUAAAUUAAUGAAUUCUGAAGAUGACUCGGUUAUUGCACAGAAUAGUUUGAAAAUAAAAAUAUUGGAACGAGGUAUACUUUUGAAACUGCCAUUUGAUUAUCUAAUAACAAAAGCAAAUGCACCUAUAACAAUCAACGCAUUUGUAAAAAAUCUUGAUGGAGACACAGAAACUCUUCAAAUAAAUUGGUACUUGGAUAACACACUUUUGGAACACGAUUUAGCAGAACUACAACUAGAUGAAGGACUUUCAGAAGGUUCCUACACGGUCACUAUAGAAGUAACUAAUGGGAAUGUGUCUGAAAGACGUUCCUCUGCAAUACAAACUAUUAAGGAAGUUUCAAUUAUACAAGUAGACACAAUAAAACAACCAUUUUCUGUUUCCCAAGACAUUGUCAUCCACGUUGGUGUCUUGGAAUUAUAUACUUUUUGUUCUGUUCAGUGGUUGUCGGUUUCGGAUGAAGGUUUCGAAAAUAUAGACUUGAAUACUUUGCCUGGAAACGUGGGAAAGAAGAUUAAUGUUUCAGCUGCGGAAGACUUAAUUUUAAAUGAACUAGAUGACUUCCUGAAUGAUACAAUUGAUAAAGAUCUUCGUCUUGUAAUUCCAGCAAAAACACUAACAGGCGAUGCUAAGUACAAAUUCAGAAUUAAUAUCAGCUGCCCAGAAAACUACGAAAGUACUUCAAACGACGAAAUUAAUUACUCGCCAAGUAAUUAUCUUACCACUCACGUGGAUAUUUCAAUAGAGACUAACUCGCCUCCAAAACUAGGAAAAUUGCAUGUGAAACCUUUAGAAGGUACAGCUUUGAAAACUGUUUUCAAAUUUGAAACUGAAGAGGCCGUGGAUAAACCUGUUGAUUUGCCCAUUUUAUAUAAGUUUGGAUAUUUUUUAAAGGAGAAAAGGAUUACGAUUUGUUUUUUGAUGGGAUUUUACAGUUGUCAGAUGAAGCUUCCCUAUGGUGAUGAAGGCAUUGUUACCUUCAUGGAAGUCUGUGACAACUUGAAUAGUUGCGAUGAAGUGCGAGGAAAUACAAUUCAAACUAUCCUACCUGAAGAAAUAAAUUUAAAAUUAUCGUUUCAAGAUUUUAAUACUUACCUCUUGUAUAAAGAUUAUUACAAAGCUUUCGCACAAGCAUCAGCAGUUCUACAAACCUACGAAAGCAUACCAACUUUUGAUAUGAUAAAAGAAGUACAAGAUAAUUUUUCUUCUUUAAUUAUGCAGGAAAUUACUAAUCUAAAUAACUGCAAUGAAACUGGUGAAGAUUGUUUGUUUUUCAGUAAUUCCUUACUAAAAUCCUUUGGGGUCUUUAGCGACACUAUUAAACUAACAGAAGAAGUUUUACAUGAAUUAUCCUCAUUAAGAAACAAUUUAGAAAUGAAUUUAUAUUAUAAACAUACACAAAGACAACUCUUAGCUGUGAUUGAUGGUAAUAACUUAGAGGAAAUCCAUAACUUCAUGAUUGUAUCAGAAUCAAUAAUUUUAAGUUCGAACGACAUACAUAAAAUCGAACAGGAAAAAAAGAAGUUGAAGAUUCUGGUAAAACAAUACAUGGAAAAAGUUUGUGAAGAUGUUUGGAAGGAAAAUAAUCAAGUUCAAAUUAAGUUAAGACUCACCAUUUUUGAAGUAGAAAAACUUAAUUUAAAAAUGAGAAACAAGUUUUAUCUUAUACCGUUUGAAAAUAACGAAUGGACAGUUUUGGCGAAAAUCAAAAUGGAAUCUUCUGUUUUUAAUAGUUUGGAUGUUAAUCAAAAAUACUGCGUAGCUAAAGCUGCAUUUAGAGCAAACGUAACAGAAAAAAGAGUGUCUUUUAUGGUUCACAUUGUCAAUUCACAGUUAAAAGAGACAGAAAAUUUUGAAAAUGCGACUAUUACUGUUUUUCUUCCACAACCAAAAGAACAAAACAACAAAUAUUUUUGUGUACAAGAAAAUUUGAACAAAAGAUCUAAGUGUAAACUAUUGAAACCAGUUUCAACAUUUGUUACAUGUUCUUGUCGAAAUUUUGGAUUUUUCUAUUUGAAAAGCAACAAUCAAUCAAACAAUCAAACACCCACUGAAUAUUCAAUUAAAAAUUUUACAAGUCCUGUAGAAACUCAAAAAACAGUUUCAAAUGCUGAAACAACUACCGAAAUGUUUGUCGAGGAGCAGAACACUAAUUAUGAGAUGGUAUCGUACAUUGUGAUCGUCGCAUCAAUUUUGGGGAUCAUAAUAAUGGCCGUUAUAACUAGAAAAAUUCUAAAAGAAUCUGAUUACGAUGAAGAUAAUUAUUUGGAUGAUUUAAAUUUUCCUAAAUAUGCUGCUUUGCACGAUGAAGAAAUACUACAAAAUGAAUAUAUUUAAAGGAUUUAGUUUAGUAUAAAAAAACAAAUUAAUUAAUAAAAAAGGAAUAUUUUUUAAUAAUCUAAACUACCAAGGCGAUAUCUAUGUAAAAAUCACAUAAUAUCUAAAUAAAACU
Molecule: messenger RNA, 3170 nt
Organism: Aethina tumida (small hive beetle)
Lineage: Eukaryota; Metazoa; Arthropoda; Insecta; Coleoptera; Nitidulidae
Exons: 8
Coding region: 290-3055 (921 amino acids)
Source: RefSeq, a predicted model, not a curated record